Messenger RNA from Arvicola amphibius (Eurasian water vole), 750 nucleotides. RefSeq names its product N-acylneuraminate-9-phosphatase-like. The record is from RefSeq and is a predicted model, not a curated record. Lineage: Eukaryota; Metazoa; Chordata; Mammalia; Rodentia; Cricetidae. Gene Ontology annotation, molecular function: hydrolase activity.
AUGGGGCUGAGUCAGGUGAGCGCGGUCUUCUUUGACCUGGACAACACGCUCAUCAACACGGCCGAGGCGAGCCGGAGAGGCAUGAUGGAGGUGAUAAAGCUCUUACAAUCAAAAUACCACUACAGAGAAGAGGCAAAAGUCAUCUGCGAUAAAGUUCAAGUUAAACUCAGCAAGGAAUGCUUUCAUCCUUACAGUACCUGCAUUACAGACGUGAGGACUGAACACUGGGAAGAAGCCAUCCAGGAGACCAAAGGUGGUGCUAACCAUAGGAAAUUGGCAGAAGAAUGUUAUUUCCUAUGGAAAUCUACGCGUUUACAGCAUAUGACCCUAGCAGAAGAUGUCAAAGCCAUGCUCGCUGAACUUCACAAAGAGGUUCGCCUACUCUUGUUAACAAAUGGUGACAGACAGACCCAGAGGGAGAAGAUCGAGGCUGCUUGCACCUGCCAGUCUUAUUUUGAUGCUAUUGUUGUAGGAGGAGAGCAGAAAGAGGAGAAACCAGCACCUUCCAUAUUUUAUCACUGCUGUGAUCUCCUUGGAGUGCAGCCAGGGGACUGCAUGAUGGUUGGUGACACACUAGAAACCGAUAUACAAGGAGGCCUCAGUGCAGGACUGAGAGCCACAGUCUGGAUAAACAGGAAUGGAAGGGUGCCGCUGACAUCAUCCCCCAUGCCUCACUACAUGGUUUCCUCAGUGCUGCAAUUACCUGCUCUCUUACAAAGCAUAGAUUGCAAAGUCAGCAUGUCUGUGUAA